Messenger RNA from Trichoplax adhaerens, 606 nucleotides. RefSeq lists its product as uncharacterized. The transcript has 7 exons. Gene Ontology annotation, biological process: thymidine metabolic process. The annotation marks the transcript as partial. Lineage: Eukaryota; Metazoa; Placozoa; Uniplacotomia; Trichoplacea; Trichoplacidae. Gene Ontology annotation, molecular function: thymidine kinase activity; ATP binding. The record is from RefSeq and is a predicted model, not a curated record.
UUAAUACUUGGCCCGAUGUUCUCCGGAAAAACGACAGAAUUGAUGCGCCGUGUCAGAAGAUUACAGAUUGGCAACCAAUCUUGUGUAAUCAUUAAGUAUGCAAAUGAUAACAGAUACGACAAGGAUGGCGUAGCAACGCAUGAUCUGCAAAUUGCAAAAGCGAUUUCGUCUAAUGAUUUAUUUAGCAUCGAAUCUCAAGCAGAAAGCUACGGUGUAAUUGGUAUUGAUGAAGGCCAAUUUUUUCCGGAUGUGGUGCCAUUCGCUGAGCACAUGGCUAAUAAGGGUAAAUUAGUUAUUGUUGCUGCAUUGGAUGGAACAUUUCAAAGGAAGGGAUUUGGAGAUUUUCUAAAUUUGAUUCCCUUAGCUGAAGAUGUUAUGAAACUAAGUGCUGUAUGCAUGCUUUGCUAUUCGGAGGGAGCUUUUACGAAGCGUUUAAGUAGUGAACAAACGGUGGAAGUCAUUGGGGGAACUGAUAAAUAUAUGGCGGUAUGUAGAAACUGUUACAAGAAGCCCAUCAAAGAACUUCACUUACAGGAAACUCCUACAAAGGCUACAAACCUUGGCAGGAAGUUGAUCUUGGACGAAGAAGUGACUGCAAGCUCUUAA